AUGGCGCCUAUGUCUAGACAUUCGCUUCCCGGACGUCCCUCAAGAUCAUCUCAGCCAAAGUCAUCCUUGAAAUCCUCGCGCAGCGCCGUAGACUCCCCAGAAGGCCCUCCUUUGAAGAAGCGCAAGUACGUGCCUGGAGGACCUGGAGGUGGUGGAAGAUUUGUCGAGCUCGAAGCUGCGCAGCAGCAACAGCAACAGCAACAAGAGACGACACCAAAGAAGAAGUCUUCUGGUUCUCACCGACGUCAUUCCACUAAUUCACGAAGCCGGCCCGCGCGCGACGAACAGUCAACCCUCGCUCCGCCACCACCUCCCCCUGUGCCCAUCACACCACCCUCCGUUACGCGUCCAAGGAGAGAUAAGAGAGAGAACCGAGGUCGUUUCACCUCGUCAACAGCCGCAGCCCUGGCUCUGCAACAAGGCGAUGGAUACAAACCGCGCGAGGAGCGGGGUUGGGAGGAGUUCCACCCCGAUCUAGACAUCGAUGGCAGGCUUGCCGUUUUCACCUCGGCGGAGGUAGACACGGUUGACCCUGCUGUCAAUUCCCUGACCCUGGAAUCUAUUGCAGGUGCCAGUGUCCAGGAUAACUCGGGGACUCCCAUGAUUCAUUCCGCCGACUUGGCCUCGCCAAUUCCUUUCAAGCGUAGACCUGGACGUCCGCCGCGUCGCCCUGAGGCUAUCCUCAAUGCACUGCUUGCGCAACAACAGAGGCCAAAGGUCAUCCCUCCACCGGGUCCGAAUCCUCGGGAGAAGUUGACUCUGCCGAAGCCGUCAUUCCGCCAGAAGGAUCCAUUCACCUUUUAUGAGAAGAAAGGCGUUGGUCAGCAGAACUAUGUCGACCGAACUAUGGCCAGUGUUGGUUAUCAGGAGAGCGAUCUGUUCAUUCGCCACGAUAGGCGUUUCAUCCGUAUGGCCGAGGGUGCGCAAGAGGACGACAUGGAUAUCAUCCAGCCUGCCGUUACCGAGGGUGACGUUAAUGCGUCAAUCGGGCGCGUCGAGUAUGAUAUGGAUGAGCAGGACGAGAAAUGGCUGGACGAAUUUAACGCCAAGCGUCGAGAAGAUCAGCUGGAGCCGAUCAAGCCUGCUAUCUUCGAGAUCACCAUGACCAAGAUCGAGAAAGAGUGGCAUGCACUCGAGAAGCGGAUCCCGAAGCCAAAUCCCAAGCCGCCUCAGACGCAGCGGCCACGCUCCAGCUCUGCGGCUGCAGUGAAUGGCGAAACUGCUGGCCCGGGUGAAGAACAGGACAGUAAAUGCGCCAUCUGCGAUGAUGGCGAUUGUGAAAACUCGAACGCGAUUGUCUUUUGCGAUGGCUGUGACUUGGCCGUUCAUCAGGAGUGUUAUGGUGUUCCUUUCAUCCCGGAGGGUCAAUGGCUCUGCCGCAAGUGUCAGCUUCUGGGCCGCGGAACCACCAACUGCAUAUUCUGCCCAAACAUCGAGGGUGCAUUCAAACAGACCACUUCGUCGAAAUGGGCUCACCUACUUUGUUCCAUCUGGAUCCCAGAGGUCUCCAUCGGAAACCCUUCUUUGAUGGAGCCAGUCACCGAUGUUGAGAAAGUACCACGCAGUCGCUGGAAGCUGCUUUGCUACAUCUGUAAGCAAAAGAUGGGAGCUUCAAUCCAGUGCAGUAACAAGAACUGCUUCGUUGCGUUCCACGUGUCAUGCGCGCGACGUGCUCAGCUGUACCUCAAGAUGAAGAUAGGACAUGGGCUCAUGGACUCACAUCUUCUUAAAGCCUUUUGUGACAAGCAUGUACCUCCAGAGUGGCGGUUGGAGCAUGGUACUGAUGCUGCGACUGCCGAUGCGAUUGAGUACUACCGCAACACUAUGCAGGGUAGACGGUGGGGUGAUAGUCAAGCGGCGGCGUUGUCGUUGGGACCUUCACACGCAGAAGAUGGGGAAGAAGAUCGGACUCUUACCCCUCGCAUCACUUUGACCGUCGGCGGCAACAAACGCAAACGUGUUCCCAAAACCAUCUGGAAGUUGCCUUCUGGCGCCCCCGUCAUCCCCCAGGUAGUUCUCGACUCUGUUGUUGCCGCUCUUGGACGAUUCACUGUCCGCGGCCGCAAGCACUACGCGGAGGAGGCUUGCAAGUACUGGACCCUCAAGCGCGAGGCAAGACGAGGCGCCGCCCUUCUGAAGCGCCUUCAACUCCAGCUUGAAACCUUUUCCUCCAUGGAGAUGACACGCAGAGAUUACGUGGCGAUGGGCGUCACCGGCCACAAACGCCUGCAACGCCGCAUCGAAUUUGGCGACCUACUCUACAAAGACCUUGACCAACUUCGUACCCUAUGUGCUAUGGUGAAAGAGCGAGAGAGACAGAAGCUCAAGGAUGCGGAGAUGCUCCGCCACAUCGUUGACACCGUCUACUUCCCCAUUUUCCCACUUCUCUGGCCCAUCUUUGAGAAAGCGCAAGUUCUGGAUGGCAAGGGCACCUUCGCAGCGGGCAUGCAAUCAAUCCGCAAGCGGCUGGAGGAACGUUUCUACCCCUCCGUUGCUUCUUUCUCUGCAGACCUGGCUAGCCUGUUCACAUCAGAGAUCGGUGUCGCACCUGCUGGUGAUACUGCCGCUCUGCAAGAACAGAUCAGUGGACGUGCGCCCGAGCUCAGCCUGGAGCAACGCGAGAAGCGCAAGCUGGCCAAGCGAAUCAUCAAGUCUAUCCAGCCAGCAUUGGAGGAUGCGAUUCGAAAGGAGAGCGAGCUGAACCGCAAACCUUUCGAAAAGGAGCUUAAGGAGCUCGACGUGAUCCUCGACCACAGUGUCAUGUCCCGACGGGAUUCUAUUGAAUUCGAGGGUGAGACCGAGAUGGAGGCUGGCGAGCUUGAUGCCAAACCCGAACCUAUGGAGGGCGUUGAACACGCCGUAUCCACGACGGAAACCGCAGCAUCGGUGGAGUCUCGCCCAGCCGAGGACGACACCGCGACUGCUCAGGAACCCGCACCUGAGGACGCUGCCGUCGAGGAGGCUAUCCCUCCUAACGAAACCAAACCCAACAUCAACGCAACCUAUCGCCGCCACCCAACUCCCGUGUUGACCGAAGAAGACCAGCAGCUGCCCCUGGCACAGGGCGGUAUCCAGUGGUACAUGCAGCCAUUUGAUCCCAUUGGCACUACCAUUCACGAGGAGCGCUGGACCGGACGGGAUGUUAUGCGUGGCAUGAGCGAGGAACUCAGUGAAUUGGACGAGGACGAACUCAAGGAUCUGGUAGACGACGAACUUGAGCCGGGUUCCAGCAAUGCGCCCGCCAAUGCAGGCCAGUUGCAGAAGGAUGUCCGUCGGACACGUCGCGGACGUUUCAAGUGA
This is a messenger RNA of Penicillium cataractarum, 3300 nucleotides long. RefSeq names its product putative PHD finger domain protein. Gene Ontology annotation, biological process: regulation of transcription by RNA polymerase II. NCBI's taxonomy places the organism in Eukaryota, Fungi, Ascomycota, Eurotiomycetes, Eurotiales, Aspergillaceae. The transcript has 2 exons. The record is from RefSeq and is a predicted model, not a curated record. Bases 1 to 3300 code for a protein of 1099 amino acids.